This is a messenger RNA of Haliotis rubra (blacklip abalone), 2150 nucleotides long. RefSeq lists its product as uncharacterized. Bases 185 to 679 code for a protein of 164 amino acids. The record is from RefSeq and is a predicted model, not a curated record. NCBI's taxonomy places the organism in Eukaryota, Metazoa, Mollusca, Gastropoda, Lepetellida, Haliotidae. The transcript has 4 exons.
AGGCGUCGAGGCGGGUUGAAUGCCUAUCAUGUACUGUAUAACGAUCGCUCUGUAUUAAUGGUUGAUGUUUUAACUCAUCCAUCAAUAAGGUAUCAUAAUCCGAUACUUUACAUCUGAUGAACUGUUCCAUCAUCCAACGCACCUGUCCCGUUUUGUUGACAAGCGACACAUCCGAGGUCUAAGUAUGGCCGCCUCACAACAGUUCCUGUCUACACCCGCCAAAUUACCCAAAUUAUGGCAACCCAAGUUGCACGAAUGGAACCCUUAUCACUGCAGCUCUCCUGAUGUUGCCCACGCAGGAUGGCGGAAGUGGAGCGCGGAGCACCCAGACUGGUACGCACGUCGUGCUACGUCACAACAUCCAGACUGGUACAACCGGCGGAGGGAUACAGUGAGGAGAGCCGACUACAAGAACAUCAACUGGCACUACGAACGCCCCUCCAAGCCCACCAGUCGGACACACGACGACUUCGUCCCCUACACCAACGAGGUGAUGAUGAAAGACGUCAUCAAGCCCAUGUCACACAACAAGGGGUUCCAGGGCACCGUGACCUUUCCCAAACCCUUCCCCAUGGAAGUUCCUCCCCCUAAGUGGGGCCUGUACCACCCACCCCAUUACGAGGAACCCACCCGAUUCAACCACUUCCCACCCGUCCGAUACAGUGGAUAUUACAACUAAAGUGAAAAACGUCAUUCGUCACAACUCGCUACUCUCCGUAACCUACAGGGUCUACAUUCGGCUUCUUCCGGAAUUGUUUACAAAUAGCAGACACCAAUCGUCACCACUCGCCCGUUUAUGUGAAAAGCGUUCUUCGGCUUGUUCAGGACAAACAGCACUUGGUUCGUUCAGCUUUAUCCGAUACCUAUAAAAACCUAUAUUACUGAGCGCACUGAAAUUGUAAUUUUCGCAUCAAAAACUCUUCAAAGUUGAAGGAGUUCCCUACAUACACACAAUACGUCUUGGUGUCUGUCCGUUGCUAUUAGCUGCAGUUCACCCAAUUGGACCAUUCGUAUCCACUCUUGUAAUCCCGGGACAUUCACAAUACGGAAAGAGACGAGUGGUGACGAAUGUCAAAAGGAUGUUCUUAACAACAGGCAAUAUUAGAAUCUUAUAACAGUGAAACAUAUUUGAAGUAAAAUAUGCAUGGUAUAAUGAACACGUGACCGUCAUUCAAUACCUCCGACUUUUUAUAUUUUAUGGAUAAAAAGGCGUUGUAAUCAUAACAAUAUAUCAACGACUUUGGGUUUUUUUUUAAAAUCGUCGCAUGUUUUGAACAUGUUUUCACUUUGACAACUAUGAAUGCAUGCAUGUGGCUUAAAUCGUUUUACUAUCAGUGAUUGGAGUUCAAGACAAUAUAUUGGCCAACAGUUACAUUAAUCUGACAUUUGCAUGGUUGCUUUUAAUCACUGAGAUUAUUCUCACACCAGUUUCUAAUAACAUGGGUGCCGUUGUACAACUAAGACUAACGCAAGUCUAUGUUAAGGUAUGAGAGUUAUGGUGUCCUGAGUGCUAAGAUCGCUUUGUGCAACGGCAUCAUGGUCUUUUGCAACACACUUAUAUUUCGUGUACGUAUACGUACGGUGUGUCAAACAUAAAAGACCAUACAUCUAUUAGAACACCCGGUGUCAAGAAUGUGCAUUGAUACACGUUUAUAUAUCUGACAAAUAAGGUCAGAAACGCGAGUUCCAAAAUAACGACCAUCCUCGAUUAUACAGUGUAAUAUUUUACCUGGAUUCCAUUAAGCUGGAUAAUCGAGGACUACUCCGUCUCGCGACUUGUAGAGUUCUCCAUUCUCAAUGGCCUGCAUGAUUGUUAUAUGUGUAAGUUUUCUGUUUAUGAUUGCUCUCAAUUGCGUGGUAUGUUAUACUUAUCGACUGGAAUCGAUUUCUUAUCAAUGUGAUAUUCGUCGCUGACACUUAUUCUUAUUAAUAUUCAGUAAGCCAUGCUUGACAUCCCCAGUUAUUAAUUACAUAUAUUGAUGUAACUGACAAAUAAGGUAUCUAUAGUUGAUAUCUAUUGAUCUCUACACUGUUUCGUAUAUUCGAUGUGAACUAUUUUGUUGGAUUCAUCCUUGGAUCUUGAUCAUUUCAAAUAAAGUAUAUCUAUUAUAUUUAAGAAUUUGAAGAGUAUAAAAUUAUUUUAUCUGUAA